AGCAGAUUGUUGAGUACCGUACACGUCUGGAAAUCUGCCAUUAUGUCUGAGCAAGAGAGAUCAUUUGUUGGCAAAGUAGCAUUGAUAACAGGUACAUCUUAAAACUAACUCAGCAUAUGUGGAAUUAUAAACUCUUAUAGUUUAAUAGUGUUUAUAUUGGUGAAUCAUCAACAUUCUGCGUACUGCAUCAAGGACAUUUAUAAUAUUUCACUCCACCUUACCUGGAUCGAUGGCGCACGUGACGGCCUCUCGGGGUUGUAAGUUCGAAUCCAAGUGAAGUCAAGUCGCGAACUAUGGAGGGUAUUUUCUUUGAAUUUACUAUCAUAAUUAUCAAAAUUCUAUAAUUUGAGGCUCUUACUUUAGAUAUUAGUAAUAUUUCAGUUGAGGUGAUACCCAGUCAGGGAAGGGGGGAUGUGAUAGGUGUGUCCUACCCUUCCCUCCCCACUAAAGGGGCUGAUGCCAACAAAUAAACUGAAAUAGAUUAGUAGGAUGGGAGAGUUUGAAAAUGAAUCAGUUUUGACAUAGUGGUUGUCCAUCUUAUUACAUUUGGAAGGUUUUUUUUCAGAAACCUUGUUAAGGUCUAGUAACUUGAUUUUGAUGAAAUGGUCAGAUUAAUAUGAAACGUAACUGGUGACUUUUGGUGUGUUCAGGUGGAAGUUCAGGUAUUGGUAAAGGAACAGUUCUUUUGUUGUCCAAACUUGGAUGCAGUGUAGCUUUUGGAGGAAGAAACAAAGAUGAACUUGACAAAGUGGUGGCCAAAUGCAAAGAAAUUAGAGCUGAUGCUCAGGUAACAACUACAGCCUUGAUUACCAAGGAGUUGAGUUUGUUGAUAUAAAAAUUGUCAUUCUCAUGGCUGAUGAAAUGAUAUAAUUUAAUUUAGGUUCUGUCAGUGCAAGGCGAUCUAGAGAAAGAUGAAGAUGUGAAAGCUCUUUUUGAAGCAACUAUCAAAGAAUUUGGAAAAUUGGAUAUUCUGGUAAGUGUGCAUGUGUCGUUCUUCUUUUUCUUAUGGAGAAUUUUAUCCCUUUGAACCCUGACAUGGGUAUCUAUAUUCUUCACACUGUUCUCUGUGCAUUUCUUAUAAUACUGAAAUGGAGAAUUUGUUCACCUAGCUAUCAUGAGAUGCUCUAGUUUUAAAUCAUUUCCUCCAUUCUCAUGACCUUCAAGUUUGAUUCAGCAGUGAUACUGUUAGGAGAAACUAGAUGUCAAUCAGUCUUAGUGGUUUUAGGGUUAACUUGUUGAUCAUAGGAAAUGCCUGCAAGGUCAUUUUUCUUUCUGAGCAGGACAAGAAAAUAACUUACCAUUUAGCAUAUAGUCUCAAGAGUAGCAAUAAAUUAUUACACUUGUCUGGUGAUAAUGGAGUGAGAACAGAAGAGUAAUCAUCUAGGAAACAUCCGAUUUGAAUGGUAUGACGACUGAGUAUCAAAGAUAACCUGUUAUCAUUGAUUGACAACUGAGUAACAGAUAACCUUUUAAGAUAAUGGGUGAGUAAAAGGUGAGGAUAAUGAUAUCUUAAGGCAACUACUGCCAAUUAAUAACUUCAGUGAUCUUAGAUGUUUAAUCUCCAUACAGGUCAACAAUGCUGGGAUAGUUAUACCUGGGACCAUAGAAACGACUACACUGGAAGACUUUGACAAGGUUAUGAGAAUCAAUAUGAGGUGAUUAAAUUCCUUUAUUUUCUUCCGCUGAAGCUCUUUGGCACCUUAUGUAUCAUAAGUACACCAGAUUUCAGUCAAGUGCAAGGCAAAUAAAUAUUAGAUAUUUCUGGCCAAGAACUUACUGUUAGUUUGGAAUUACUACCAGUAAAAACUUGACAGAUUAAAAAAAUCAAGAAAAUUCAAUCAUUUUGAGAGGAUGCUAUGAAAAACACUUUUUAAUGGGUCCUUUUUUUGGAAAAAAUAGAACUCAUCAAAGAAAAUCUUGACAAGUUUCAAGUUCCUGAACCUUGGCUUGUUCCUGUUACCCCUAAAGAAAAUCUGGAGAGUUUUUCCCAGCUUUCUUCAGAAGAAUUGUGUAACAUUGUUCAACAAUGUUUGAGUGCUCCCUGUCUAUUAGAUCCCAUUCCCACAUCCCUUGAUGAAUAAGCCCCCUCCAUCACUGAGACAGUUAUUUGUCUCUUCUCAGUGUUCAUGUUCCUAAUGCACUUUUCCUUGCUUUAAACGUGUGAUUGUUUUAUCAAUGAAGUAAAUUGUUGUUUCUUGGCUUAACCUUUAGGGCUGUUUUCUACUUGACAUCACUGGCAGUGCCUUACCUCAUUCAAACACAAGGUAAAAAUAUUAUCAUCUACUGCAAUUCUAAAUGAAAGUUUUGAUAGGUAAAUUGGGCACAAAAGUUAUGAAUGAAAUAUUCAACGCUUUGCCAUUCUUGCUCUAGGUUGCAUUGUGAAUGUUUCCAGUGUGAAUGGCAUGAGAUCGGUGAGUUCAUCAAAUUACUGAAUAACAGCAAAGAAAUUUUUAUGCUUUUUUAGAUCAACUUUUUAUCAUGCGUCUACUGUAUUAUACCUGGUUUGCAUGAUUGAAGUCGCCCUUGUUGCAAGAACACUCUUUUGAUUUACAGAAAAAUAAUUUCCCCACCAUACCAUUUUUGCCUCUUGCUUGAAAGUCAUGUAUGCACAACAGAUUUGUAUCAUUAGUAAAGAUGCAGUGUCUUGUUUUUCUGUUUGGGACAUCAUGUCUGUUAUUGAAAGGCCACUCAUAAAACAGUGUGUUGUGUGACAAACCCAAGGGCUGCUUUAAAAAACCAAAAAACAAGGAAUACUGAGUUUUUUUAUUGUCUCUGUAGUUUCCUGGAGUGCUUGCCUACAACAUGUCUAAAAGUGCUGUUGAUCAAUUUACAAGAUGUGUUGCACUUGGUGAGAGUGACAAAAUAAUACCACAACUAUUCACAAACCACCCUGUAUAACAUUAUAGCUUUUUCUGUGUGUCCUCUGAUUUAUUUAGGGUCAAGCUAUUUAACAGGUCUUUUCUUAGUGAUCUUGUUAACAAGACCUAAGUGGUCUUGUUAACUUACUGGUAGAUAUGAACCAAAACAUCUCAGUUUGGGUAAAUACAAGAAUUAUGAGUAUAGAUGGAUUCACUGGUAUGUCAAUACUAAUAUACAUAUGGUCUUGUACAUGUACCAUUCAAGUUAUACUUUGCACAUUUUGGUCUCCUCAUCUCUGAGCUGCAUUGUAACUAAUUAAAAGACUGAGAGAUAACAAAUAUUAAAAAUUAUGUAGGGAAACACUCACCUGCAACUUGUAGAAGCAGCAGCAUAUUACAUUUUAUCGGCUCACUUAAGACACUAUUUUACAGAGGAGCUAUCAAGCCUCAGAGUUAUUCAGAGCAUUUCCUCUAAUAUUUUAAUUGUCAUGCUAUUUUCAGAACUUGCAUCAAAAAACGUUCGAUGCAACUCAGUCAAGUAAGUGAUUUUUAAUUAAUAACAGAUUAAAGUAUAAUCGAAAUGUUAUACAAAAACAGGAAAGUAAGAAAACUUUAACUGUCUUUCCCCUUACGUAACCUUAUCACUCUGUCCCCAACCCCAUGUAAGCGGAAUGUGUAAUUAAAACAAGUCGUGGAGCAAUUUUCAAAUGACUCUCUUAGAGCAAUUUUUUAAUAUAGUGUCGAAAGAAUCCGGGAUUUCUCUGUUUUUGCUUUACUUUACUAUGUGGUCCUGAUAACUUGUGCCGCUCUCUGAACCAAUCAGAUGAUGCGAAACUGAAACCAAUCGCGACUUGGUCGCUCGCGGCUUCCCGCGCUUUAGACUAUGUGUUCUGUUUAACUUUGAGUUCUCGUUGGUGUUUGAAGAUAAUUUCCUUUCUUCUGAUUUCCCUUCGUUAUAACUUUUGUUUUGGUUUGAUGACACUCCAUCGAGAAGCGCUCUAAGUAAUCGGGAUUGUAUUUGUUUGCUUUACCUUACUCACUGAUUGACAAAGAAAAUUUUGGCUACCUUCUCAGCCUCACAUUUGCCGCGCUUCGAACAGAUUGCUUCUUCGUGCCGUGUAUUUUCAUUGGUUUCUCGUUGGUCGUCAUAAUUACUUUGGUUUUGAUGCGACGAAGCUCAGUUGAAUUUUACUCUAACAUCUUGCGAGGUUUUUCCCUCUUAGACACAGUAGGUAACGGGUUUCAGAGAAUUGUCUAUAUAUUACUAUCAAAAAGUCGUGAAUGCUUCAACGAUCAAAUUGUAAAAAGAAAAGAAAAGUAUUCCUUAAAAAACAAAAAAAAAAAACAGAAAAACUUACAAAAGAAUGGAAGUGAUGUUUUCUCUCUAAUCUUUGAACUCAAUUUAAGCUGUGGUAUCUUUAUCUACUGCGAUACUUCUGUUUUCAUUUGCAGCCCUGGAGUAAUAAUCACUGAAAUUCAUAAACGGGGAGGUAUGGAUGACGAGGCUUACGCAAAGGUAACUUUACCCUUCACCAAAGUUCAAACAUUGCGCAUAGUACCCGGUCAUCUCUAGCGGUGUGGCGAGUUGACCAAAGGUAUGGGCGAGGUGGCUAAUGGUGUUGCUCUCCCUCUGGCCGGAGUAAAGUGUUGUUUUAGAAUAGAGAGGGCAGAGAAAUUGGAAAAUAAAAGGAACGGUCUCUUUUUGCUCAGCGUCAUAAGCAAUUUUGCCACUGACUAUCGUUCCAAAAUCCCAGAGCCAAAAACUAAUAUGCAAGUAUACUGUGCACUCUAUGGUCGAAUUUGUUUUGUUUUAAAGCUUUUUUGUUCUUUUGUGCAGUUUCUAGAACGUUGCAAACAAACUCACGCCUUGGGAAGACCAGGAAAUGUGGAUGAAGUAUCGAGUGUGAUUGCUUUCCUUGCAUCCAGUGAAUCGUCUUUCAUGACAGGUGCUUCGUUGCCUGUUGAUGGAGGAAGACAUGCCAUGUGUCCGAGAUGAAAGAAAUACAAACUGAAUGCUCCUGCUUAUAAAUGAAUAUUAAAGCUUGUUAAAUUUCUUCGGGAGCGAAAGGUGGAAAGUUUGAACAGAAAGAUAAGUCUGUAAUUGUAGCACUAUAAGCAGAACCUCACAUGAUUUACCAAUGUCAAUGAUAAGACACAGUCGCAAGUUUUAUUCAAAUCGUUUUUCUCUCUAGCAAUGACAAAAUAAAAAUCCAAUUAUUUAUUGCGCAUUGGAAACGGUGGUUGUAAUUGCAGGGUGCCGGAUUUCAGACAGCGAAUAUUCUUGUUGAAAUUAAAGGGUCUUCACUCGUCGAUUUCCGCAGUCUUCAAAGGCGCAUUUAUGCCCUAUAGACUAGGAAAAGUGCCCCCAGAAAGAAGGGUUCGCCUAAAUGACGGUAAAACAUACAAAUGUUCUUGAAGCAUUUUUUCGGGAGGGACCAAAGAUGUUUCCACUGUAUGACAAUGCCUUACGGGUCAGUACGACGCGAGAACAACCUUUAAACAUGGGCUUCAGUUGACUGAUAAGUUAUCGAGGAACAUCACAGUCGCCAUUAAGUUAUCAUUUCAACUUCAACUCAUUGUAUCAUUUGAGUGACGAGCAAAUUCCAUGACCUUGACCAUUUUUUGGCCAGCCAAGUUGUGCGCACAUCAUAAUUGUAAGAUUUGUAAUCAAAUAUUUGCGAAGGAUCAUCAGCUCAAGUGCUUCAAUGGGUGCGCCCAGGCGGAGAGCCCUGGGUGCGUUUAUGAAUUGCUCCUUUAAGUUUGGGAAGUGUAGAUCUCUUUCGCAUUCACGUUUUCUUGGUAAGUAAAUACUGUCUUCCGCUCUCUCUUGACGAAAUUGAAAGAUAAAAAGACCGGAUACACCUUAAGAACCAUAUCCACCGAUAAGUCAGUCAGUUUCCCUUUACUCUUUUCUCGCGAAAUCCGUCCCUACAUACUACAUUAAGGUUGUAGCUAAUGCCCAACAAAAAGUUGUUGGAUCCUGGUAGUUUGAAUAGUAUCGUUUAAGUCUUCCAUUCUCUUUCAAAAACUUUAUAACCAAGAAGAUUGCUGAACAAAAAUUUUAACCUUUUCAAAUUUCAAGUAAUUUGACUCAAGGUAACAGAGAAUUAAAUCUUGAGGCAAAUGUCGUUUUUGGGAAUGACACGCAACUCGUUGGGAACACGUCAUUGCGUGACAAAAAAAAAUCAGCCAAGGAUCCUGUAUUAUCAUACAUUCCACUUCUGCGUAUUUAUUUUCCGUCUUGUUCCUUUGUUUUGUUGUGUUCUUUUUUCAGUUUUCAUCAUCUUCGUUUUUUAUGGUUUCUCACGAUCUAAGGUUGUGUUUUUUGGAGCUGGUGAAUUUUUUUUUUUUCGUUCCGCAAACCUUUAUUCUUUAGUCCAUCCACACUUCCCGAUGUAAGAGGGAUCAACAAUUGGGAAAAAACCAAAAUGGCGGCAGGAGGGAUGUCUUUCGCAGGCAAAGUUGCAUUAAUAACAGGUACAUUAUGAGCUUUUAAGUCGCAUACUUGUAUAUAUAAUUGCGAUUCAAAUAAGUAUCCGCUCCUUCUGUAGUUUUUCUCUCAAUCAAUCGUCUCCUACGGUGAAUUGUAAAGUACAAAACAAUCCGCAUCGAAAUCCUCUUUUCAUUGAACAGUGGUGCCUGUGUUGAGGUUUUUAAAGAAUCUUGUCGACCUUUACCUUUUGGUUUUUAUAUCGACAAAAAUUUCCCGCCUGGUUAUAGUCAAUUAAUUUUCACAAUCACCCAGUCAGAAAUAUAAAAAUAAAUUUAAGUACUUAAAUAUCUGGUCAUGAGGAAAACAAUUUUUCGUAUUUUUGUUUUCCCGAGAGUCUCGUUGAAUAGAUAAAUGUGGAAUUUGCGCAGUGAUAAUUUUUGCAUCAGACUAUAAUUUUUGUAAUUAGUACACUCAAUGAGUAGUGCAUUUGAAGUAACUGCAGAAUACCCUGCCACUUUGGUCCACCUCAUUUACAUGUGUCGUGAGGCUUUCAAGAACGAGGCAUAAUAGUCUCUAUUCUUAUUCAAUGACAUGUAAAUAAGUGGCAGGGUAUUCUGCAGUUUAGCCGUGCAUUUUAUGAAUAGUAAAUAUUUUUUCUUGGGAGCUCAUCUCUAUGACAUUAAUGUGACCAUUCUUCUUAAACUCUAGGUGGCAGUUCAGGUAUUGGUAGAGCAACAACUUUGCUGUUAUCCAAGCUUGGAUGCAAUGUGGCAUUUGGGAGGAGAAAUAGAGCCAACCUUGAAAAAGUAGCAGCUCAUUGCCAAGAAGAAAGAAAUGAUGCUCAGGUAGCUCAACAACAGAAAAAAUAGAAUGGAAUAAAUAAAUGAAAAAAUAGGCAAAUAGAAGAAAUAAGGAAUGAAUGUAUGUACAGAUUGUCGAGAGGGAGAGUUUGUGGACAGAGCCAUGAAAGAGAGUUGAGCAGAUCAGUGGCUAUUUUUUCUUCAACCUUCCUGGCAAAAUUCUUGUAGUUCUGUAUCAUUGGGUGGUCCCUUAUACAUUUAAUUUGGUAGGUUGAACUGCCUAAGUGCUAAUUGUUGUCAAGUUUGAAACUUUUCAACUCAAGGUUCUUCCAGUGCAAGGUGAUUUGGAAACUGAUGAAGAUGUAAAGAUGCUUCUAGGAACCACAAUCAAACAUUAUGGAAAGCUGGAUAUUUUGGUAAGAAAUUGUUUUGUUGUUCUUCUGUAAAGCUUGCUCCAGAGAAAAAAAUGGUUUCUUUGGUGAAUAAAAAGCUUAAAAAAUGUGCUCACUUCAUUUAUCAAUCUAUGAAACAGCUUCUGUAUAGGUAUUUUUUAUGUCUGACUCAGAACUUGGAUAAUAUUUAAUACCAGCUAUGUCUUAACUGCUGGCUUUUGCAUUGUAGAAUUUUCUUUCACAAAUUUUGAUGCAGAGUAACUUAUUAAUUGCAAUGAUCCAUUUCAAGGUUAACAAUGCUGGAAUAUCUGGUUUGGGAACCAUUGAGAACACUUCCUUGGAUUUAUUUGAUCAGAUCAUGAGAAUCAAUGUGAGGUAUGAGCUUGAAGAAAAAUCUUUAGUCAAUUGUCUUAUCAUCGAGGACAGACUUUUUUCAAGCAUAAUUGGGCUGCUUAAUUUCUGUUAUUUUGAUUACAUUUCCUAGGUCAGUGUUCUAUUUAACUUCUCUAGCAGUUCCAUUUCUAACACCAACACAAGGUUAGUUGUAUCAUGUUUUGGAUUGUUUUUUUUUUUCUGAAUAACAUCAAUCGUGAGGUGCAAGCAAAACCUGUUUUUCAUAUCUCACUACACUCUUCUUGAUUUAUAUGUCAUAUUUUGAAUACUUCUCUAAUUACAGGGUGCAUUGUUAAUGUGUCAAGUGUCAAUGGACUGAGGUCGGUAAGUUGUCCAUCAGUUUUAACCCUUUAACUCCCAUGGGUGACCAAGACAGAAUUUCUCCUUACAAUAUCAAUACAAUGUCAAGCAGACAAGUGAUGAGAAUAAAGAAAAAUCUUAAUUUGAUCUUAUACCAAAUUAUCCAAACUAACAUCACAGGAACUAUAUUGUAGACAGUAAGGAGAAUUACUAAUAAGAUUCUGGGAGUUAAAGGGUUAAUUGCUAAUGCUUUUACAAUUGUUUGAAAAAUAUUUUGAAUGUUUGAUCAAAUACAUGUAUGUUUAAGCAUAGUGGAACUAUUAAGUUUUAUGUCUUAUGUCUUUUUGACCACAUGUAUAUAAUUUUGACCAGUUUGCAGAAGCUUGUAGUCACAGGUGAAAGGGUGUUGCAACAGCUCCUAUGGAAAAUCGUAGAUCCACCCCAAGGGUGACAGCUCAGCUAGUACUUGCACACCUGCCACUCAAAGUCUAGUUUUGGGUCUGCUACAAAUGCAAUUUGUUUAAGUGUACAGGGACCUUUCAAAACAAUAAAUAAGUGGUAUCAUGGAUUCUUUUUGUGUGGGUCAGUUAUUAAUGUUUUAUCUUGGGUGAAUUCUCCAGAACUGCCUCUGUUUCUAUUGAAGUUAUUUAAAUAAUCCUGAUUCAAGCAGUUCUGUCGUAGUUUCCAGGAGUUCUGGCCUACAAUAUGUCAAAAAGUGCUUUGGAUCAACUAACAAGGUGUGUGGCUCUUGGUGAGUUACUCUAUUUAUACAUUUAUUUAUAUAUGCGGAAAGGUUUUGCGCACUGUGUAACCUGCAUUUAGAGGAUUCUACACAUUAAGUGGACACUUGCUCAAGUACCUCAUUCCUACCACCCACUAUUGCCCCUGGAUUUACUGUGAAAUAAACCUGUAUUCAAUGGGUAACUCUUUUAAGGAGAUGUAACCACCAGAUUUAAGCAGCUAACAGGACUAAAAUAGAUUUGAGCUUCACUUUUAUCAGAUUUCAGUUUUAUAUCAGAGGUUUUACUGCUGAUUAGUUGCUCUGUUUUAUGUGAGGUUUACAUAUGAAUUAGUAUGACUACAUAAUUUUUUAACUUGCGUUAGAGGUUGCUUAACUUGUGAGAAUUUCUUUGUUAAGGAAUGUUCUUAACACCCAUGAAGGGGUUUUUAUUAUUAAUUAUGGACGCUGCCCUGAGCAACAACGGAGAGAAGUGUCCUGCAAUAACUUUUGUCUUGUUAUUGUUUAUUUCAUUAGAACUUGCACCAAAGAAGAUCCGCUGUAACUCAGUCAAGUAAAUAUUGCCAUUAAACAAAACAAUUUUAGGUGAUAGAUCUAGGACGUCAGUUAACAUCAAAGGCAAAGAGAAAAGUUCUUGGAAAAAAUAGGAUAAAAAUAAAAACAAGAAUUCUAACUUUUGUUACUUCAUGAAGAUGCUAGCUUUCUUUGUUUAUAUUUCACUUUCCCCUCAACAGCCCUGGUGUUACGAUUACUGAAUUGCAGAAACGAGGAGGGCUUAACGAAGAAGCUUACCAAAAGGUACGUCAUGUGUCGAGUUGCGUCAUGAAAGGAUUGUGUGCGGGUAUAUUUCAUCCCUUUCUUUACCACUGUUCCACCAUUUGGAGAUUAGUAGUAAAAAUUCGACGUGUGAAUGUGUUUUUCAAGUAUCUAUAAACUCAACAUUAUGACCGCAACAUUAUCGCAGAAUAGGAAUCCAAAUUGAAUCAAAUUUCAGUCAAUUCAUAAUGCUCGGUAUUUUUUAGAGUAUAUAAAACAGUCCCGUCUUUAGAAAGAAUGGGGCGUAACUACGCCAUUUGAGAAGAAAAGUUACCAAAGAAACUGUAGCUCAGCCUAGCCAAAGACUACUUGUUUCUGUUGUUGGUGUCUUUUCUUCCGAUACGAGCAUUUUUUUUCCCUCGUCACGAUGUUAGCUCGCCCUACACCCCGAACGGGAGUCCUUUCGAUGGCUGGCAAACCAGAAAUGUGCAACUCACAAGGGCGUGGCUAACAUGCGCGCACGUGCGUCAUAACCAAACAACUUGUCGCAAACCUCUGUCCGUUUUUCGCCCUCCCCCACCAUUUUCUUUUCUCUACCCUAUUCCCCCCCCCCGUUUACUUCCUGAACUUCCUCCCUCAAUGUAAACACCACGAAAAAGUCUUAUCUCGCUGAUAACGAAAUAGUUUUCCGUACAUUUGUCUUUGAUUCACUUUUACUCUAUAUCUGUUUUUCCUUGCGCAGUUUUUAGAACGUUCAAAGGAAACGCAUGCCUUGGGGCGUCCUGGAAAUGCAGAAGAAGUAGCAAAUGUGAUCGCUUUUCUGGCUUCAAGUGACGCAUCUUUCAUAACUGGUGCUACACUUCCUGUGGAUGGCGGAAGACAUGCGAUGUGUCCGCGAUAACACAUUCUGCGGCUACUCGUUCAAGACAUGCGGGUUUGUGGUGGUAGUGGAUGCGAAUUGAAUGCAAAAAUGAAUGAUGAAGGACACUAAUAUCCGUAAUUGUAUAAUUAUAUGCUUCGUCAUGAUCAUCAAAAAAAGGCCACUGUUCCAAGUAUUUUUCACUUAAUGGUGGUCAUGGUGCGACUUCGAUUACUUGACUUAGAUGACAGCAUCUUGUUUAAAUAGAACAACAAGACGUUUCCACACGUUUGGUUUAAGACAAUUGGUUUAAUAUAAUUGGUUCAAGAUAAUUUUGUGAUCGUUAGGGAUGAUCGAGUUGAGAUGAUCGAGAUGAGAUGAUUGAGAUGAGAAUUGAUCGAGAUGAAGAAUUUCUCGUUUAUCAUUCAUUGUUCUUUUUCGUUCAUGACGUUUCAGUCUAUUAUCCUUUUGUCUGUAUUUCUUCUCGUAAUAUCGUUUAUUUUACAAUCCCUGAUGUUCCUCUCUUAAACUAGAGGUCCAUUAAAUAAUUAGAGAGCCUCAAACAGAUUUGUUUCUUCUCUGCAAAGAAAAACCGAAAAAUGGCUAAAAACCUAACGUGGAUCUGGAAGGAAUAGAAUACAACUUACCAAUUACUUAACCCUUCUCAUUUUAACAUCAGUAUGCCUUUUUAUCCACUCUGUUCAAUAUAAAAUUCUCAAGGUGGUGACAAGGAGAGUUUAUUAAACAAUCAAGAGCUUCUUUAGUCGGCGAUCGUUUCCUUUAUUCUUGUUACGUUAAUAUCUGAUUCAGGGGUGAAACUGUAAGGAGAAAUUAGAUGCUAGUCACCUUAGGAGUCGAAGGGUUAGUGUGCCUUGAAGGAAAUACAUCCGGGACCAUAAAGUGGCGACGGGUGCGACAUAAAUUUUAAAGACAAAUGAAUAAAGGGGGUAGGUUUCUAAAGAUUGUGUGGUUCUGCGCCGUUGGGAGACUAUAAUAGGG
This is a messenger RNA of Pocillopora meandrina, 11529 nucleotides long. The record is from the annotation of a GenBank genome assembly. NCBI's taxonomy places the organism in Eukaryota, Metazoa, Cnidaria, Anthozoa, Scleractinia, Pocilloporidae.